AUGCCUCCGUAUUUGAUUGCUAUUGCAGUGAAUUGUUUUGGUGUCCCCGCUGGUGGAUGUUACCUUUUGUUUGCUACUGCAGGAAAAAUUGGCAUAUUUUCUAAUAAACGAGCUCAAGGAUGUUCUAACCCAAUUAGGCCUUUCAAAGCAAGGGAAGAAGCAGGUGAGGCGCCAGAAAUACUGCUUUUGUGCUGCGAUGUUACUUAUUGGUCAUGCUGCAAGUCUUCUUCUUUUGAUUGGUUUUUUUUUGUCCCAACAAGUUCUUCCUUCUCCUUGCAAAGUUCUAGCAGCUGCCUGUCUUUGAUCAGGUGCAGCCAUGGCCAUGAUCUUUUGGAUGUUGCUCACACCAAAGAUCUUAUGAGCAUUUUGGAACUCACUGUACCUGCUGGCUGGAAAGCUAAUGCGAAGGAAGCUGAUAAAGUAGCCAACCAGUUGCAGUCUACUGGUAUAUCUUCUGGUGGAGAAAGAGCUGCUUCUUCUUCAGGUGAUACUGGGGAUUUUAAAGAGGCUGAUGAGAAAUUCCGGUCAAGGCCAAGGGGUGGCCAUAAGAGGAAGUACCCCACUAUAGAAAUGCUUAAUGACUUUGAAAACUCAUCCUUUUCAAUAGAACUUUCAAUUACUAGUGAGAUAGCGAAGUUACAAGACUUCGCUCAGGCUGCUUUUCGUGGGUAUAAUUCUCUGAACCGUAUUCAAAGCCACAUAUUUCAUAAUGUUUAUUACUCUAAUGAAAAUAUACUAGUUUGUGCUCCAACAGGAGCUGGCAAAACAAACAUAGCUAUGAUUUCUUUUCUACAUGUGGUUGCACAGUUUCUGAGAGUGAAUCCAGAAGCAGGACUCUUCUUCUUUGAUUCUAGUUAUCGCCCUGUGCCCCUCGCACAGCAGUAUAUUGGUAUUAGUGAGCACAAUUUUACAGCCCGUAUUGAAUUGCAGAAUGAGAUAUGCUACAAGAAGGUUUUUGAAUCACUCAGACAAGGUUAUCAGGCAAUGGUAUUCGUUCCUUCUCGAAAGGACACAACAAAAACAGCUAAGAAAUUGGGGGAUUUUAAAGAGGCUGAUGAGAAAUUCCGGUCAAGGCCAAGGGGUGGCCAUAAGAGGAAGUACCCCACUAUAGAAAUGCUCGUACGAAAAAGGGUGACUCCACCAGACCAAAUGGGCCAGGAGUUGAGUACCUCUCCUGGUUGCUCUCACAAGAAGCUGAAGACGAGAUUUGAGCCAUGCCCUUGA
This is a messenger RNA of Prunus armeniaca (apricot), 1224 nucleotides long. Lineage: Eukaryota; Viridiplantae; Streptophyta; Magnoliopsida; Rosales; Rosaceae. The record is from the annotation of a GenBank genome assembly.